AUGGAGGGCCCAGAAACAUGGGUUCGAACCCUAAUCGGUAACAUUGGUGCUGUGACCCAGGUGGGUCUCUUCGAGGAGGAGAAGCGUUGCUUGGACAGGUUGAGAAACAGCAGAUCCAGGCUACUGGAGAAGUACCGCCAAAUGGUAGAGAUUGAGCACUGUGACGCCAAAGGCCAGGAGGUGAUUGAGGAAGAGUGGAACGCACUCCAAUGUAGUGUCAUGAAGGAGUAUGAUGAACUGGCAGUGUUUGAAGAGAUCCAACAGGAGCUCAUGUCUCAAGCGCUCUACAUCAUUGAUGAAAUUGGGAAAAAUAUGCAGUUUGAAGAGUUGUAUGUGAAUUCAGUUGUGGAAGAGAUGACUGUAAACCACUCUGACUGUGUGACUGUCUUCUUCUUUAAUUUCAAAAACAACCUGACUGUGAACAGCCAUUUUACCUCCUGUCCCUGUGGGCUUUAUAUCAACACAAGGCAAAGGAACAUGAACGCAGAGGUGCUGCAGUGUCUGUUAGAGAGGAGGGUAACAGAACACAUGGAGGACUGUCACCAAAUCCCCAUCUUCUCCAUGGCCUCCAAUACAGACGGCUUGCCUAAACUCAUAAGCCACCUGACUGACUGGGUUGAACACUUGGAUGCAUCCCAAAUGGCACCCUAAUCCCUAUAUAGGGCCUUAUGGGCCCUGAAUUUAUAUUUUCUUUCCUAUGGGCCCUGGUCAAAAGCAGUGUUCUAUAAAGGGAACGGGGUACCAUUUGGGACGUAUGAAGACUGUUUAUCAUAAUGAAUUGUUUGGGACUCAGCCAGGCCAUAAUACAACACUUAACCAGUAUCACUACUGGGCUCCCUCCACUUACCAUGUUAAACAUUCCUAAUGUAUUCAGCUAAUAAAACCAUCAUAUUUUGAGAUGAAGUAUUAAGGGGUCCUUCACUAGAACUGGAAGUAGCAUUGAUUUAUAGAAUUGUUCAUUUGAGGUGUCAAAGCAAUAUCCCUUUUCUUCAAUGGUUAUGUAUUGACUAUAAAAUACUUGA
This is a messenger RNA of Salvelinus fontinalis (brook trout), 1022 nucleotides long. Its product is annotated as RPA-interacting protein A-like. Gene Ontology annotation, biological process: protein import into nucleus. The record is from RefSeq and is a predicted model, not a curated record. Bases 1 to 651 code for a protein of 216 amino acids. Gene Ontology annotation, cellular component: PML body; nucleus. NCBI's taxonomy places the organism in Eukaryota, Metazoa, Chordata, Actinopteri, Salmoniformes, Salmonidae. The transcript is spliced from 6 exons.